AUGUGUCUUUGGGGUAGCUUCGGGAAAAUUCCUAGGAUUCAUGGUAUCCCAAAGAGGGAUAAAAGCAAACCCAGAAAAAGUGUGAGCCAUCCUCGACAUGGCGUCACCCAGGACCGUCAAGGAAGUUCAAAAGCUCACAAGAAGAAUAGCAGCUUUGAACAGGUUCGUUUCCAGGGCUAUAGACAAAUGCCUGCCCUUUUUCAAGACCUUGAAGUAGGCGUUUGCCUGGACAGACGAAUGCGAAGUUGCAUUCCAGGAGCUAAAGCGUUACUUGAGCAGUCCACCCCUCCUAAGCCCGUCCAAAGAAGGGGAAAAUUUAUACUUAUACCUGGCAGUGUUAGCCUCGACACGAUCAAAGCGCAAGCUCUAGCGGACUUUAUUGUAGAGUUUACACUUCCAGACGAAGACGGGGUUACCAACGAGGUAGAUAGAUGGAUAAUACAAACUGAUGGUUCGUCAGCUCAGAGGAAGGGGGGAGUAGGGGUCGUCAUAACCACCCCUGACGGAGAAGUGCUUAAAUACGGGGUCCAGCUAAAAUUCCUGGCCACCAACAACGAAUCUAAAUACGAGGGGAUACUGACGGGACUAAGGCUUGGAAAGGCACUUGGUGCCAAAAACCUGUUGAUCCAAAGUGAUUCAAAGCUAGUGAUCGGGCAGAUUAAGGGAGAGUACGAAGCAAAGGAAGAAAAGAUGCAGAAAUACCUCAAGCUGACGAAACAUCUAGCUCAGGAGUUCGAUGUAGUGGAGUUCGUGCAGAUUCCCAGAAGUCAGAAUAUGGGGGCUUACGAAGUCUCGAAGCAAGCAUCAUCAGAAGGGGAGGUUAGCACAAAUUUGGCGAUGGAGGUCCAAAAACACCCCAGUAUUGAAGAAAUUGCAAUGUUCACUAUCCGGAGCACAUACAGCUGGAUGACACCCAUAAUAUCCUACCUCCGGGACGGGCACCUCCCUCAGAACACAGAGGAAACUAAAAAGACCAAGAAGAGGGCGGCCAGGUUCACGAUCCUUAAUGACGCCUUAUACAAGAGAGGCUUCUCUAUGCCUUACUUGAAGUGUGUAGACGAAGAAGAAGCAAGAUACAUCCUGGAAGAAAUCCACGGAGGAAUUUGCGGCGACCACGCUGGCCCUAGAUCCUUGGUGAACAAGGUAGUACGAACAGGAUAUUUUUGGCCAACUAUGCAAGUAGACGCUGUUGAGAUCGUCAAGAGGUGCGAUAAGUACCAACGAUACGGAAAUGUGCAAUGGCUUCCAGCAGAGAGACUGACGACUAUAGCUUCCCCAUGGCUGUUUGCACAAUGGGGAAUAGUCAUCGUCGGCCCACUGCCCCAAGGUAAAGGUCAGGUAAAGUUCCUGCUUGUUGCUAUUGAUUACUUUACAAAGUGGGUUGAGGAAGAGGCUUUAGGAAUGAUUACUGAGGCUCGGAUUCAGAGCUUUGUGUGGAAGAAUAUAAUUUGCAGGUUUGGGAUUCUCUUGACGAUCAUCUCAGAUAAUGGGAGGCAGUUCGACAGCCAAGGCUUCAGAGAAUUCUGUUCAAACCUUGGAAUCAAGAAUUAG
Molecule: messenger RNA, 1551 nt
Organism: Quercus lobata
Lineage: Eukaryota; Viridiplantae; Streptophyta; Magnoliopsida; Fagales; Fagaceae
Exons: 2
Coding region: 1-1551 (516 amino acids)
Biological process (GO): DNA integration
Molecular function (GO): RNA-DNA hybrid ribonuclease activity; nucleic acid binding
Source: RefSeq, a predicted model, not a curated record